ACCUCGCCACCGCCGGCCGCCAGUCGGCCCCGGGCGUCCACAGGCCGAGGAGGCCAGCGAGCGGUGCGUGCGUGAGCGUGUCGAGUGCGAGAGUGGUUGCGAGUGCGCGGAGAGUGCGUGCGUUGCGAGUGCAGUGAGUGCCAGUGAGUGAGUGCGUGCGGCGGGGAGUGCCCAUAACACCAUCACCAUUAUCACACCCGGCGCCACCAUUCUGCACCCACGAGCUCCCAUGUGGAACCUGGACUUCCGGGAGGCGCCGGCGACGGACCUCAACAAAAACGACAUCAGUAUGAAGGUCGCCGUCGGGUCCGUGUCCGUGGGGUCGGUCGCGUCCAGGAAGCGGCGGUGGAGCGAGGUGGAGGAGGAGACGACGGCGGCCUCCAACGCCUCGAGCCCGAGCCCGAGCCCGCUGCCCGCGCGGGCGACCACGGCCGAGCCGGCGCUGCCCUCGCAGUCGCAGUCCGAGUCCGGGCAGCGGGUGUGCGCCGAGUGCGUGCAGAGGAUCACGGACCAGUGGGUGCUGCAGGUGUCGGAGCGCUGGUGGCACGUCAGGUGCCUGCGCUGCUCCGUGUGCCGUGUCGCCCUGGACCAGGACCCCAGCUGUUUCAUGAGAGACGACCAGCUCUACUGCAGAGCCGACUACGCCAAGAUGUUCGGCACCAAGUGCUCCAAGUGCUGCCGGUCCAUCUCGGCGAGCGACUGGGUGCGCAAGGCGCGCGACCUGGUGUACCACCUGGCGUGCUUCGCGUGCGACGCGUGCCACCGGCAGCUGUCCUCGGGAGAGGAGUUCGCGCUGCUCGAGAACCGGGUGCUGUGCAAGACCCACUACCUCGAGACCAUGGACCUCGGCAGCACGUCGUCCGACGAGGGCGGCGACUCGGAGGGCUACCACAAGAACAAGGCGAAGCGGGUGCGGACCACCUUCACCGAGGAGCAGCUGCAGGUGCUGCAGGCCAACUUCGUGCUGGACUCGAACCCGGACGGCCAGGACCUGGAGCGGAUCGCGCAGGUCACGGGGCUCAGCAAGCGCGUCGUGCAGGUGUGGUUCCAGAACGCGCGCGCGCGCCAGAAGAAGCACCUGCACAACAACAAGAUCAAGUCCCAAGCCCACCACCCUGGCGCGCACCUGCAGAGAGACGCGGGCGACGGCGCGUUCGGCGGCCACAUCAACCUGCACCUGACGUACUCGUUCAGCGGGCAGCACGGCAAGGCGCCGCCGCCCAUCGGGCCGCCCUCGUCGCAGCCCUCCGCCCUCUACCACCACGAGCACGGUGAGCAUGCGCACUGGCAGCGGAACCUCCUCAAGUUCGUUCGGAUCAAACAGGAAGCGGAGGACCGCAUCAACGAUCUGUAGGCCGUGAGCGCCCUCAGAGACCUCCUCCAUGGACGAGCUCUCCCAGGACUCCAUGCUCCACUGCAUGCGCGGGGAGGUAUGAGGCUCGCCGUCC
Messenger RNA from Frankliniella occidentalis (western flower thrips), 1448 nucleotides. It is a transcript of the gene Awh, whose product is annotated as LIM/homeobox protein Awh. Gene Ontology annotation, biological process: neuron differentiation; regulation of transcription by RNA polymerase II. NCBI's taxonomy places the organism in Eukaryota, Metazoa, Arthropoda, Insecta, Thysanoptera, Thripidae. The transcript has 7 exons. The record is from RefSeq and is a predicted model, not a curated record. Gene Ontology annotation, molecular function: DNA-binding transcription factor activity, RNA polymerase II-specific; RNA polymerase II transcription regulatory region sequence-specific DNA binding. Bases 230 to 1354 code for a protein of 374 amino acids. Gene Ontology annotation, cellular component: nucleus.